GGAGGGAGAGAGAAGGGAAGGAGACAUACGAAAGCGAGACAGAGAGAAGGAAAGACACUGAAGACAGCUUUCCGUUUUUUUUCCCUCCCUCCCUAUUUCCUCACUUCUCUCCCUGGGAGGUUGUGAAAGGGCAGCACAGAGAGAGGGAGACGCAGAGUGAGAGAGACAAAAGGGGGCAAAGCUGAGUGGAUGAAAGCCAACGUGAGCGUGUGACUGACUCUGUGUGUAACAUGCUCUGUCAUGCUGCUGUGACUACCGCUGCCUCUCGGACCGGCGUCGUUGGCUGUCAGCAAAAAGGAAUGUUUUCCGGAGGAAUGGGUCCUUGAACCGGUUCACCAUGUGGAUGUGGGACAGUAAUUUCCAAACCUUCGCCGGAAGAAUCCCACGGAAAAAAGAGCAGCGGCCAGAGAAGUUAGCUGGUCCUGCUGGGUGGCCGCCUGUGUGCUCGCACUGCUGAGACUUACGCUGACAGACAAGAGUUCACACUGGGAUCAAGUCUGCCUCCAGUUCAUGCUUCUUUUUUAUCGUCUCAUUUAUUGUUAUCUUUAUUUCUCUUCAGGAACUCCGUGGAUUUUGUGGUGCUGUGUAGUUUGAUUUUUAAGUUUGUCUCAUUGGAUAAAAGCCAGGGCCUUUUUUCUUUUUUUUUGAAGAGAUGCAUUAAGACCAAACCACCGAGUUUGGAAAACUUAAGAGGAGAACUUUACUGGAACACUGGGCUGAAUGGACGCAUUACAUCCUCGGACUACAGAAUGGGACACUAUGUAUAGUGCUGUGGCCUGCAGAAAUUAUGGGACAGACUGUGUAGAUAGAUAGCAAGCGAGAUAGAGGCUCAAAGGGUGAAAGGUUAACAGGAAGGGGCAUCAGUCCUGCAAGGCUUCGGUAUGAAACCUGGAAGAUGUCCAGUUGCUCCCAGUGAAAGAGCCAUGAUGCAAAUAAGCCACUUUCCUUUUAGAAGACACUCCUGGAUAUGCUUCGAUGUGGACAAUGGCACAUCGUCAGGCCGCAGCCCCCUGGACCCGAUGGCCAGCCCGGGCUCCGGCCUCAUCCUGCAGGCCAACUUUGUCCACAGCCAACGGCGAGAGUCAUUUCUCUACCGAUCGGACAGCGACUACGACCUCUCGCCCAAGUCCAUGUCCCGAAACUCCUCCAUUGCCAGUGACAUUCAUGGUGACGAUAUGAUUGUAACGCCAUUUGCACAGGUUCUCGCCAGUUUGAGAACAGUACGGAACAACUUUGGUGCAUUAACUAACCUACAACAAGACAGAGCGUCCAAUAAGAGAUCACCCAUGUGUAACCCGCCCCCCAUCACCAAGACCACCUUUACAGAGGAGGCCUACCAGAAAUUGGCCACUGAGACCCUGGAGGAGCUGGACUGGUGUUUGGACCAGCUGGAGACACUGCAGACGAGACACUCGGUCAGCGAGAUGGCAUCCAACAAGUUCAAAAGGAUGUUGAACCGGGAGCUGACUCAUCUAUCAGAGAUGAGCCGCUCAGGGAACCAGGUGUCUGAGUUCAUCUCCAGCACCUUCCUAGACAAACAGCAUGAAGUGGAGAUGCCGUCCCCUCAGACGCAGAAGGAGAAGGAGAAGAAGAACAAGCCCAUGUCUCAGAUCAGUGGGGUGAAAAAGCUGCAACACUCCUCCAGCCUCACAAACUCCAAUAUCCCUCGCUUCGGAGUCAAGACGGAGACUGAGGACGAACUCGCAAAGGAGCUGGAGCAUGUAAAUAAAUGGGGCCUUAACGUUUUUAAAAUCUCAGAGUUCUCUGGGAAUCGGCCACUGACAGUCAUGAUGUACACGAUAUUCCAGGAGAGAGACUUGUUAAAAACAUUUAAAAUUCCACUUGACACCUUUAUAACAUACCUGAUGACCUUAGAAGACCAUUAUCACGGAGAUGUGGCCUACCAUAACAACAUUCAUGCUGCUGACGUCACCCAGUCAACUCACGUGCUGCUAUCCACCCCCGCCCUUGAGGCUGUGUUCACAGACCUUGAGAUCCUAGCUGCAAUCUUCGCCAGUGCAAUUCAUGACGUGGACCAUCCUGGAGUCUCCAACCAGUUCCUCAUCAACACCAACUCAGAGCUAGCGCUGAUGUACAAUGACUCAUCGGUGCUGGAGAACCACCAUCUCGCAGUGGGUUUUAAGCUUCUACAAGAAGAGAACUGUGACAUCUUCCAAAACCUGACCAAAAAACAAAGACAAUCACUGCGAAAGAUGGUCAUUGACAUCGUGCUAGCAACAGACAUGUCCAAGCACAUGAAUCUACUGGCUGAUCUGAAAACGAUGGUGGAAACCAAGAAGGUGACCAGCUCGGGUGUCUUGCUGCUGGACAACUACUCUGACAGGAUACAGGUCCUCCAGAACAUGGUGCAUUGUGCAGACCUGAGCAACCCCACCAAGCCUCUGCAGCUGUACCGACAGUGGACGGACCGCAUCAUGGAGGAGUUCUUCAGCCAAGGAGACCGAGAGCGGGAGCGGGGCAUGGAGAUCAGCCCAAUGUGUGACAAACACAACGCCUCAGUAGAAAAGAGCCAGGUUGGUUUCAUAGACUAUAUCGUUCACCCUCUGUGGGAGACGUGGGCUGACCUGGUCCAUCCUGACGCCCAGGACAUUUUGGACACGUUGGAGGACAACAGGGAGUGGUACCAAAGCACCAUCCCCCAGAGCCCUUCUCCUGCCCUAGACGAGUCCGAAGACGGCACGCGACCCCCAGGAGGGGACAAGUUCCAGUUUGAGCUCACCCUGGAGGAGGACGGGGAGUCAGACACUGAGAAAGACAGCGGCAGCCAGCCUGAGGAGGAGGAGGAGGAGGAGGAAGAGGAGGAAGAAGAGGAGGAGGAAAACAGCUGUACUGACUCUAAAACGCUCUGUACGCAGGACUCUGAAUCUACUGAGAUUCCUUUGGACGAACAGGUGGGGGAAGACGAGGAGGAGGAGGAGGAGGAGGAGGAAGAGGUACCGGAGGAGGGGGAGACGCCCUGCUCGCAACCGUGUGUAGUGGAGGAGGAGGUAGCGGAGGAGGAGGAGGAAGAGGAGGAAGAGGAAAAUGAGAAAAGCCCUCAUACAUAGCAGUUUGUGGACAGCACCUGAUGAACUGUUCUUCUUAGUAAUGACAGAUUAUUUAUAGAAUAUUUUUGGGGUUUUGUGGAGUUUGUCUGUGUUUUUUAUACAUCCAUGUUUAUGGUUCCAAAGCGUGCGCUGCUCUCCACCGUGACCACUCCUCCUGUCGGCUUUCAGACACGCCCACCGGUACUUCUUCAAGUUUUUUUGCACUCAGGAAACCUCCUUUCCAUUCCCGUUUGUACUGAAGUGGUGUGUCUUUAUUUCACUUUUACACCUCUCCGUUAUAAGCUUACAUUUUUGACAUGGACAUUUUUGACAUACGACUCAUGAGAUCCAAUUCCCCCUUCCCCUCCGCUUUGUCUCAGCCUUGCCUGAAAGUUUAGCAGUGUUUCUGUGUUUUUAUCAAGUGCCCAUACUCUUCUCUGGAAACGGUUAUCGGUGUGUUCAAGGAGAACCCUCCGUUCUCAAUUCGGUCAUUUCCUCACCAUUGCAAAUUAGGAGGCAUUUAAUGCUGCCGUUCAGCUGAACACCUGAUGGGACGGCGCAGAGAUUAAAGCUGCAGCACACUGGGGAGCUUUUCGAGACACAUUUCUGAUAUGGAAGUCUUCCUUGAAAUACCUGACUGAUACAAAGCUCAAAUCUACACAGCUGAGACGCUGUCCUAGACCUCUUUAAUUUUUGUAUCGUACUGUAUGUAAGAUUCAGAUAUUUUCUAGACUUUACUUUUGCAAUCUUAGGCUUUGUUUGUUAGCGAAGAAGAUUAGAGGACUUUGGGGAACCAAUGGGGUGAAAUGUGUCUCAGAUAUUCAGUGUGAUGAAGGAUACCUUCAUGGCUGGAUGAAAUUAGAAGUUUUCUGAGCUGUUUGCACUUGCUCCAAUAGCAUUUAUACUACAGUUCACAUACCACUACAUUCUCUUUGGUUCAUUCUGUGAGUUUAAAUUUGGGAUUUAUUCAUUCUAGCUUUUAUUUUAGUGAAAGUUUUCAUGGAUAAGGAAGCAGGAACCUGAAGUCUUAUGCUUUACCUUCAAUGAAAUCGUUUGUGAUGUGGAUGAAGCCUUUGAAUUUUAUUAUCGUUGCCUGCAGUUCUUUUGAACACAUCCUGAGACAAUGCAAUGCUUUGUAGUUGAUACAAAAAGCACUUUUUUUAGAAGCUUGAUUAGUGCUCUGUGUAUACAGAAAUAGUAAUGGUGAUAAAAACUACUGGGGUGAUUUUAUAUCAAUGUUGUAAAAGCUUUUAUUGCCCUCACCUUUAUAUUUUUUUGUGCCCAUUUUUAUAAUUCUCUCAUUAGCAACAGCAGCGUACUCGCUUCUUUCCAGCCACAACUUAUCCUCAUCAAAAAAUCUUGACAUCACAACAUCAAACCCAGUUGCUGUUUUGUUUUUGACAAGACAAUCAGCUCCGUUAAGUAGUUACCAGAGACGACUAUCCUUUACGUAGAUCCUCUAAUGCACUGAUAUAUUCUUAUAUCACCACUUUAAUGUUUUUGAUAUGUUUCAACUUGCCAAAACACUCCCUCUUUAAUUCUAAAGAGUCUCUUCCUUUUUCCAUGUCUCUCUCACUUUUCACUUGACACCUCAUGCUAUUAUUUAUUGCUAUAUUUUUCUAUUUGUUGAGUCUUUUUUGCAAUAUAAAUGUGGUACAGUACAUAUUUUACUGUAGCAUAAACCACAGUACAGGCUUGCCAGUUACAAUACCCAAAUAUACUUUUUCCCCUCUCUGUGUACAUAAAAUAUACCACAUGUAAAAAACCAGAAAAAACUUGAAAUACUGCACACUGCUUUUUUAAGAGUGCUUGUUUUAAUAAUGUGUCAUUUCAGAACUUUUUAUUUAAUCUUUCAUUUUGUGCCAAGAUUUUUAUUUUUCUCUCUCUCUCUGUUGUUUUCAUCCUCACCCGAUGCCCUUACCUGUAAUAAAAGAUUCUGGUUUUAUCGCUGUUUACAAACAUAUAUUUAUUGUGCUGUAUAUAAUAUAUAAUUAUUAAUGUUAUUACUAUCAUAAUGCCGUUUGUCGUAAAUGGUUGAUUCUUAUCAUCCCUUUUGGUGAUGGUGUGGCUGUAUUACGUACCUCUUGUUGAGAGAAUGUUUCUUACACAUGAGCUUCAGUGUAAAAAUGAUCCAUCAUCGACAUGUUUGCUUGCCUGAGAACUAGCUCAGUGACGAGAGGGGGAAAGCCAAAUUGUUUUGUAAAAAGAAACUGUUCCUUGGCCCAUGGGCUGUGCCUUAAAUUCAACGCAUGUCAUUUCCUUUUAGCCUUUCUUUUCCUAUUUAAUUUCCUAGUUCUCUUUUGCUGCAUUAGUGAAUCUUUAUGGCUCAGGUUGGCCUGAUCUCCUGUCGUGAAUUUGAACGUGUUGCCUUUUUACUAUCACAGCCAAACACAAAUUACUCUAUUAAAGCACCGGGAAAUAUAUUGCCAGUGUAUAAUUCUGCAGGGAUUCAGGCCAACUAGGAGUUAGAGAUUUGCUACUUGAGUGAUUUGUGGCCUAUAGCCGGAUGUCCAAGAGUUGAAAAUGCUGUAGAACCUGGUGUGCGCAACUUCCACAUUCCUCAUGCCCUGAAAUACACUCAAAGCUGUGACACAACCACUGGGAUUAUAAAGAUGCUGGAGUAACUGUGCUGUCUGUGCAGAACUACUGCAGUGUCACCUGCAUCCUCAUGGUUUGAUUACAGCUACAAACACUGAACAGGGCACUGAAGGACUGUGAAGUUGCAGCUUGACCACAACCUACGAUGCACAGAGGCUUAGAGACACACCUGCAUGUUCAGCCACUGCUGCAUUAAUUAUGGCUGAAACACUGACAGUGUGUUGCUUAUCUAUGCUCGGCCCACACUUCCACUCACAUUACUUGCAAUAUCCAAAACCACUGACAUUUUUCUGCCUGGAGAGGAUGAGGGUUUAGUAUGUUUCUGUAGUGAAGGGGAGUAUUUGGGGGAUUGGGGUGGGUUAGAUAAGGGUUUGGGUGAGUGCAUCAUUGUCCCUGAAGCAGGGACUCUUAUUUUGACACACAUACUGUAGAUUCUAAACAGCCCUGGACCAAUGGAAACAGUGGGUUCUUUUCUCAUUAUGUGUUCUAUUUUUAUGGUAUGAAAGGAAAAACACAAACUGUAACUUUAAAAAAAGGUCUUCAGGACAAUUAUUUUUUGGGUUAUGUCUUUAGAAUGCCAACUUGUCUGGAAGUUUCACAAGACAAUUAAAAUGUUAUUUUAAUGGAUUCCUUGUUAAUUGCAGUCUAUUGGAUAGCACUGUAGAUCAUACAACUUUGUGUAAAAAAAAUGAAAAACGAUGAAAAAAAAGUUUUUAUAUGCAAUGGAUUAAAUAAAAGCAUGGGUUGAUUCUGCCUA
Notolabrus celidotus (New Zealand spotty) is the source of this 6402-nucleotide messenger RNA. It is a transcript of the gene pde4d, whose product is annotated as phosphodiesterase 4D, cAMP-specific. Gene Ontology annotation, biological process: signal transduction. Lineage: Eukaryota; Metazoa; Chordata; Actinopteri; Labriformes; Labridae. The record is from RefSeq and is a predicted model, not a curated record. The transcript is spliced from 15 exons. Gene Ontology annotation, molecular function: 3',5'-cyclic-AMP phosphodiesterase activity. Bases 882 to 3068 code for a protein of 728 amino acids. Gene Ontology annotation, cellular component: nucleus; cytosol; perinuclear region of cytoplasm.